ACUGUACGUCAGGGAUUAAGCUUAAGAGGCUUCUCUGGUCUGCCGCACUCGGCAUGUCUGGAGCACGAAUGUAGCCCUCAAAUUCAGGAUCUUUUUUUUUUUUUGUGGACUAUGGACAUAAUUUGUUACCUGCUUGUUAUAGUUUUAAUAAACAUUCAGGCUUGUGAAACUUUUUCUCAGUGUUUACGCGGGUGCAGCUGUGUAGAAGACCGACAUGGAAGGUCAUUAAUAUGUAUGGAGGAGAGCGCAUUUGGGGCUAUACCACAAGACCUUCCACAUGAGUUGACAAAAAUACGAAUUGAAAAGUCUCAGUUUACUGAAAUACCCAGAGGGGCUUUCUCAAAAACGUUGACGUUGGAGAACUUGUGGUUGAACUUUAAUGAAAUCACACUGAUAAACUCAAAGGGUCUGGAGGGUUUGAGGAACUUAACCGAGCUCCGUUUGCAAGGCAAUAAGCUACGUUCAGUACCAUGGACAGCAUUCGAGGACACGCCGGCUCUCAAGAUCCUGGAUCUGAAGCACAACCAGCUGGACGUCCUACCGGAGCAUGCGUUAAGGUUUUUGCCAGGUCUGACUUACUUAGACUUAUCCUUCAAUCGUCUUACGGUGAUAUCGAAGGAGGUCUUCCAAAACUGGCCUCUCUACCAAAAAUUACAGAACAUGGAGGAGCGGGAGGCGACAAUUUCUGGGCCAAACGUCGUCCUGGCACUCCACGACAAUGCCUGGCUCUGCGAUUGUCGCCUAAAGGGCUUCGUGGAGUUCAUCAGGUCUGUGAGCCCUCCGAUUAUAUUGAUGAACUCCUACUUGACCUGCUCAGGGCCGGACUUUAGGGCGGGCAAGUUCUUCCAUGAGAUAGAGCUACAGGCAUGCAUGAAGCCCGAAGUCAGCACCCCAUCAGCCAACAUCAGCCUGCCACAGGGUGCCAACGUCACCCUGCGAUGUAUCGCCAAAGCAAGGCCAGACCCUUCAGUGUGGUGGACAUAUGGUCUGAAGAUAAUCAGAGGAUUUCAUGAAUCUCAAGAAAGAGUGGAUGAUGACACCAUCAGAUCCCUCCUGGUGAUCCCCGCUCUCCAUGCAGCUGAUCAUGGUGUCUACACUUGCACCGCUGUCAACUUCAUUGGAAACUCCUCUGUCAGCAUCUUUCUAGAGGUGCGCUCUGCAGGAAACUCCCAGUCUUCACUCCUCCCAGCUGUACCGCGGGCUGGUGAUGAAAAUGUCUACAUUGACAUCCGCAUCGCCAAGCAAACAAUACGGGGUAUCUCCAUUGAGUGGUUCGCUGCCCUAGAGCGUCCCACUGAAACCUGGUUCACGAUCCACUUUGGUCGUGCAGAUGCUGAUAAAAAAGAAAUAAUCUACAUUGGACCUGGGAUUAAUUCUUACUCCAUCUCUGACCUGAUGCCUGCAACUAAAUAUGAAAUCUGUGUAACCCUCAAGAAUCACGCACCACGCCCAGAACAGUGCGUCAUCUUUGUAACAGGAAGUGACAUCACUGAGAUGGAACAGAGGGAGAAGCUGAUACAUAUAGUAGUGAUAGUUUUAGCCAUGGUGCUGGCAGUGCCUAUAGGCAUGUAUGCAUGCACCACUGACACCAGGUUGGCCUGUUUGGAUGGUAUAAUGGAGAGCUGGAAGAACCGAAGGAGAGACAGAGGCUCAGCAGGAGGCAUGGAAAGGGAGAGGCAGGGUACCUUCGACAGUCUGCAGGCCGCCAGCGAUGAGGGCCUGGUUAAUAAAGAUUCCAGUGAAGACAGGAAGGUGAGGAGGAGGUCAGAUGACAGACUGAAUAAGGCCAAAGCUGACCACAGCAGACUCACAGCUGAACUAUAUUAAAAAACCAUCAGUUAAAACAACAACAGAAAACAUGGCAGUGACCUUGUUAUAGAACAAUGUCUUACUUUCUGUUUUUGGAAUAAAUAAUAGAAAUAAUAGCUCUACUAUACUGUGAAAAAGUCUUGAGCCACCCCUUAUUUCUCGAUAUUUUGCUUGUUUUUUUAAAUAUUUUUUUUGUGUGUUAAGCCACCUAACACUGACCUAUGAAUUAUUCAUGCAUAACAAAAACACUCGUGCCUACACAUAACAAACAACUUAGUAACAAACCUAUUUUAAAUUCUAUCUUUAGGCACUUUGUUUCGAACAGCCUGUUGCAAAAACAGAUCAUUUUCCCACAUUUCUUUAGUCUAUGAAAAAAGCCAAAGCUAACACAGUUGGAUAGACAUAAAAAAUAUGUUUGCUUCAACAAGGUGAGUUUCAAAGUGCUAUUAGUUGAAAACGUCUAGGCAUGCUGUACAGUAUAUGCUUUAAAAGAAAAGAAAAGACCUGACACAUGCCCUGAGUGAGGCAUUGGGCCCUUUAGUCGAUCCAUCGACUCUAGAAGAGUCGAUGGAUCAGCAGAUCUAGAGCCCAGACCUCAAAUUUUUGAAGAGAACAGAGAACAGAACAAAAGGCAGUCAAUAUCCAAAGAAGACUGCUAAAUCAAAUUACAAGAAAGCUUGUCUCAUAGAGUUAAGGAUGCGUUGAAAAGUAUAGGUUUUUAUUGACUUUAAAGCUUGUUAGAACUCUACAAACUCUGUUUUUGUCUUAUAUACUAUAAUUCUAAAAAUUUGGGCACAGUUUAAAAAAAUUGUUGCACUUUUUUCCCUUUAUCCUAGCAAAACAUGCAGAAAUGAGGAGUGGCUCAAGAUCCAGUGCUGUUAGGCUUAUAUUACUACAAUAUUCAGGGGAAUGAUCAUAUUUUCUGCCUUGCUUUUAAUCUCAUCUCUUCCUCUGUUCUAGGCCGAGGAGGUUGUUGCAAAGAUGUGAAUGAUGGCCGUUAUGUCAAGGAUUUGCACCAGGGUAGAGGCUGUGCUGAAGUUGAUCUUUUUUCAGACUGAAGUAUAAUACAUCUCUCUUGUCAUCGCAAUGCAGCAUUUUUAACUAUCAGUAAUAAUUCAUUUUAUAAGUAUUUGUACUUAAAAAAAAAACAGAAAAGAAAAAGCCUCUGCCAUUGAUUUCAAUCAGAACGAUAUCAAAUGACUUUCUAAAGACUUUUUUUCCAGCUUCUCCAAUGAUGGAUAUUAGCUUCUUUAUCAACUAUUAUGUGUUAGCACUUAAGCAUUAUUCUAUGGAUUUACAUGCGUGUUAAUUUUACCUCAUUUUCUUCUUGUCAUGUCAAAAGUGUAAGUUAGGAUGACUCUUUAAUUAGAAAAAACAGAUGGUUAUUAUAUGAAAACACUGCGCACCUUGUAAAUAGAAAAUGUUCUAGUUACAUUUUUUGUGUGGUAGUGCAUAUAUACCUCAACAUGUUUCAUGUGUGCAGACUAAAGUGGUUGUUUUACUACAUUUUCUAUAAAUUCUACAAAGGUUUUACAUCAAGCAAGCACAUAUGCAGAAUUAGUGUCAGUUACUAUAGAUUCUUACAAAUACCCAGCAGAAAAUAUAUUUUGCUUUAAAACAUACUGUCUGUUGUCAUUGUCUGUUUAUCCCUUUUUAUAGUUCUGCUAAAGCAGGAUUAUAAGGGGAAAAUCUCAAAGGAGGGAGAAAACCUUACCUUUGAGUCUGGUUUUAUGUAGUUUGCGGCUACCAGAAAACACAAGUUUAUUUGAAUCUAAUUGUUUUAUUAUUUAAGUUGUGUGUUCCAUAUUUGAAGAUAGGCAUAGCCUUAAAGAUCAAAUUGCAAAAAUUGCGCUUGAUUGCAUCUGAGUGAAAUUCAUUCAUAGUAUUAGGUUAUGCACAGAGGAAGUUUCCUUUUUAUGGAUAAUGUGCUGAAAGGCAUUCAGUUUGGUUUUAUUCAUUUAUUUCUUUAAAUCUUAUCUCAGUCACUGUACAUGUACGUCACAGUUCCCAUCUCUUUUCUGUGUACACAUGCCACACAGCAACGAUGUAUCACACAUGAUCUGCACUGACCAACCCGCACAGAUGGCACAUCAGAUAUCCUUUGGCCAAUGGCAUUGUUCAUUUGACAUAAUACCCAAACACUGGCAUCCUCUCUAAUAUCCCCUCCUGCCGUCACUUUAUGAUCAGAUCACACAAACCCUCUCCUCCAACUCCAUGUGUUGUCCCCUGUGACGCAAGAAGAUCAGUUCAUCGCUGACGGGGCUUGCAUGUAUUCACUUAAGAUCAGGGUUUUAAAUGACUGGCUGAGAUUGGCAGCUCUCAUUUUCUGGAGCACAGAUACAUCUGCUUUCUUUCUUGUUCCGAUGUGUUUAUAUGAUUUGUGGGUGGGGGAUUGAUGCUGCUUUUUGUUGUAAUCCUUUUCCACUGCCCAUGACACAAUGCAAUGUAGAAUUCUAUAAACACACAAUUUCAGCUACUUCAGCACAGAACAGCACAAGAUUUUAUCUUAUUUUUUCCCCACUUGCCCUAAUGUUGCCUAAAGCAGUGCAUUAUUAUUACUGACCUCAGCAGUAGCAACAUAAAUAAAAGAAACAUUAACCCUCAACACAAAAGCCUUUUUUUUCCUUUUUAGUAAGGAAAACUAACAUUUUAUUGACCUUUUAAAACUUCUGUUGCUGCAAACAUAUUGUGGGUGCUUUGAACAUUUCAUGCUUUCUUUCACUCUAAAGCAUCAAUGCUCUUUGCAACUUUCCACUCUGUAAUCCUCUGUCAAAUAGCCCAGUAAUCCUGGCUGCCUCUUACAUGUCAUAAUGCAUGAUCAUUUGGGCUUCUCCUCAUAUUCCCCCACUUCACUCCAGAGCAUUAACAGCUUGCAACAUUGGAAAAAAAAAGGGGGAAAAAUGUGAGUUUGGAUCCUCAAAAAACUUUAAAAGUGUCCUGACCUGCAAAAAAGCGCAUCACAUUUUUACAGUGAAACCCUGUUUGUAUGUGGAUUUUCUUUUAUUAUAGUUUUGUCUCCAUCAUACUGGAAGCAUAAGCACGUCAAAUGUGUCAGCUGAGAUUGCAAAAAGUUCAGUUUCAGUCACACACAUCUUGUCGGUUCAAACUAGAUCAGGGCAGAUGGACUUAGCGCUUUAGGCCGCUAUGCAAUAUUGUGCAAAGAUGAACAAGUUGGUUUUUUGGAUUAGAGAGGGUAAUCUGCAAAUUUCAUGUUUUAUGUAACUUUGAAAUAGUGUGCAUGUUUGGCUGAUGUCUACACAAAUACCCAGAGAUUGGUUUAGUGUAACUUCAUAAUUAGUAGUGCUGACAUUGACAUUGAAUCUGAGCAGAGCAAAAGGGCUUGUAUCAGCAUAAUACAGUAUAUUACAUAUUUGCAGAGCUGGGAAGUAAUGAGUACAAAUACUUUGUUACUGGACUUAAGUAGAAUUUAUCCGAGUAGUUUUUUAAUGGAAACUUUUUUACUUUCAGCCCUACAUUUUAAACAAAUAUCCGCACUUUCUACUUCUAACAUUUUAACUCAUUACUUUUGAUUUAACAUUUGAGGGGAGUUAUAAUUUCAUGUCAUUGUGGGCCUUCAAACAUCAAACCGAUUUGAGCCUAAGCAGUAACACAUUAAAGGCAAUCCUGUGUAUUAAUCACCAGGAGAUGUUGGGUAAAAAGAGAUGAAAGAUGCAAAAAAACUGUGUGCCACAGUCUGGGGUUAAAGUGAGCCAUUGAUUUUUUAAAAAAUUGUUUGUUUUCUGGGGGGUUUUGGCGCUGGAGCGACUGCAGGUGUCCAUAGGUAAGCUGUGGUAGCGGUACUUCAGCAUCUAGCUAGCCCUACAGAAGAAGAGUGACCAUAAAGGAAGUAAUAUUUUGUGGCAGGUAAUUUCAAAUGCAGCAUUUCUGUCAGCUUAACAAACAUCAGCAAACAUACAAACUGUUUGUGUGUGACAUUAUUAAUUUUUAUAUUAUGCAAAAUAAAAUGAGGCGGGCUGACUGUGUUAUUUAAAGGUUGCAUGAAAAUAGUCUGCAGUUUAGUGCAGGAUAAACUGGUUAGUUUCCUGUACUGUGAUGGUUUUAAAGUGUGUGUGACUGGUGCACAGUGACUGUGGUGCUCAUGGUCAAGUUAAGUUACAUAAAGAGUACUAGAGAUUAAUAUGAACUUUAGCUGAUAAUGCUUAGAUUCAUUCAUCAAAUUCAAGCUGCAUACCAGCUGCACAGGGUGUAAUAUAAAGACAGCGUGAAUAGUGUACUGUCAGUGUAGACGAUGGAAAUUAGCCAGGACAACCCAUGAAACACCUGCUCACAUCUGGUUGAAUUCAGUUGUGUACAUCCUCAAAGAGCAGCAGGUCAGCUAAUCACAGCUUGUACAUUGAGAAAAUCUACUGAAGCACUCAGAAAUUAUUGUGAGCUGUGAUUCUUUUUCCUCACACUGAGCCAUUACAGCUAAUUUUAGGGUCCCCCCACCUGCUGAAUCCCACUUUAAACCCUGACUGUGUUCAUUUGAUCAUCAUGUGAUUAACAGAAAAUAGAGCUAUUUUUUUUAUUAUUUUCCUUCUUUUUUUACUGCUCAUGUUCAGCUUAACGGAUUCAAGCAGAGUAUGUUUAUUAGAAUUAAUAUUUAGACUGAAAUAAAGUUUGUAUUCAUAUCUACUAAUUUAAUUUAAUUAUUCCAUGAAUAAGGCACAAGGUCCAGUUAGCUUUCCAUAAAAACAGGUCUAGGAGUUACUUUCUAACUUUGAGUAUAUUUCUGAGGCAGUACUUUUUUACUUUUACUUGAGUAUAGAAGUUGAAUCAGUACUUCAACUUUUACUGGAGUAUUUUUCAACACUAGUGUCUGCACUUCUACUCGGCACAGAAUGUCUGUACUUUUGCCACCUCUGCAUAUUUGCAGAACAUCUGGUGAGGUUUAAUGAAAAAAAACCCAGCACAUGUGUAAUAUUGUUGUGUAAGGCCUUCUUCAAGCAUCUCAUUUUAAUUCCUGUUGUUCAUAUUUUCAUCAUGCUCCAAGAUUAUUAGUGCUCAAACUAUGGCAAUAUCGCAAUAAAAGCUGCAACAUGAACAUUUGCAAAGUUGAGAAUAGCAGUUUGAAGUAUUUUUAAACACCCUCUUUGUUUCACCUCAGGGACAGUAGUUUAAGCAGCUUCUACUGUUACCAGAAAGUGGCAGUAGAGUACAGUUUACAAGCUCAUUAAGAGGGCGUUUGUCUUAAAUUAAUGACAUCAAAGCUGUGUUUAAGUUUGUGUCAGUACCUUCAAGGCUACUUUGGACAGGCACACCCGGAGUGAUGAUACAUGUCACACUGCAGUCUUCAACCUGGUGCCAUGUUGCAGUCUGGAUGCCUGAACAGUUAAAUCAGUACAUUUAUAAAUGCUUCAAUAAGUACCUUUUCAAGUUUUACAGUUCAUUGAAAAGUUAAAUUUGCUGGUGGAGAAGGGGAAAUACUGCAUUUGGCUGCAGACUGGACGUUUCUGUAUUCCACUAUUUUCAUUUUAUGCAAAGUCCUAGUCCUUU
Molecule: messenger RNA, 7305 nt
Organism: Pelmatolapia mariae (spotted tilapia)
Lineage: Eukaryota; Metazoa; Chordata; Actinopteri; Cichliformes; Cichlidae
Gene: lrit2
Product: leucine-rich repeat, immunoglobulin-like and transmembrane domains 2
Exons: 3
Coding region: 112-1827 (571 amino acids)
Molecular function (GO): protein binding
Source: RefSeq, a predicted model, not a curated record